ACUGGUACGAAAUGUCUCCUCACUCCCCUCCCCACACGGUGCCUUGUUCUGCCAAACUCUCUCUCCCCAGAUGCGAAGUUCUGCUCUGGGUCCGUGAUCUGCUGUGAGGAGUCCUGCUUUGACUUUAAGGCUCAUGGAGGAUCUUCUGUUCCUAGGACAGCAGGUACUGAACUUUUUCUUCCACGCUAUAAAACCCUUGAAGAUACAAAGGUGCGGUUUGUGCACUGAGACUGUGCUUUCCUUCUGCUCCGCCUCUGAAAAGUCAGGGAAGGGAAUGGAGCCAAGUGGUUCAGUGCAGUUUCUGAGUGUGGAGAAGGUGCUUUGUUGUCUUCUCUUUGGCCAGAGGAGGCCAAGUCGGUCACUGUUUCAGUCCCUUGUAGGCAGUGAUUUUACAGGUCAGUCAGCAAUGGCUGCAGCAGAAAUUCCCAGUUACAUUGUCUCUUCUCAGACUGAGAAACACAGGAGGGCCAGGAACUGGACUGAUGCAGAAAUGAGAGGUUUAAUGCUGGUUUGGGAAGAAUUUUUUGAUGAGCUGAAACAAACUAAAAGGAAUGCCAAAGUUUAUGAGAAAAUGGCUAACAAACUCUUUGAAAUGACUGGAGAAAUUCGCCACGGAGAGGAAAUAAAGAUAAAAAUUACAAAUAUGACAUUCCAGUACAGGAAAUUAAAAUGCAUGACUGAUAGUGAAACUGUUGCACCUGACUGGCCUUACUACAAAACCAUUGAUAGGAUCUUAUCCAAAGUGACAGACCACAGCGAUGUGAAAAUGCAUGAAAAUCAACAACCAGGUCCUUCUACAUCACAGACAGAGGCUUCUCAGUCUCCAUCAGCUAAGUCUACACCGCUGUAUUUGCCAUAUAACCAGUUUACAUAUGAAGGAAGGGAAGAAUGCUUUGAAGAUGAACAUUCAGAAAGCUCAUCAAGCUUACUUUCUUACAAGCUGAGAGCUGAAGAGAGACCAGUUAAGAAAAGAAAAAUGCAAAACUGCAGCUUCCAAAAGAAGAAGCUAAAAUUAAUGGAAGCUAUGUUGGAAGAACAGAAGAAGUUGAGUAGAGCUAUGGAAGAAACCUGCAGAGAAGUACGCAGGAUCCUGGAUCAGCAAAACAUCAUUCAAGUUCAAAGCUUACAGUUACAGGAGAGAAUGAUGAAUCUACUGGAGAAAAUGAUCUCCAAAUCUAAUGUGUAGUUUCCUUUGUGAAUGCCUCUGAGAUUACUAUUGCUACUAUAGAUAACCCUUUAUUGCACACCAUAUGUGUGUCUGUUGCUCUAUUCCCAGGUUUUCCAUGGAAAUUAAAACCCUAGUGUAAUCUUAGUUAAGCAAAAGAAGAGAUAAUGCAGGGCAAGAGCUAUCCAGUAUGAUAAAAUUAGUGCAAUAUAUGCCUAAGUUGAAUUAUUUUUAUACAGAAAGGUUAAGGGAUGAAUAGCUCGGGGAACUGAAGUACUGUUUAUGCCUAGGUCAGGUAUUGUUUUGCAAACAGUGGUGUUGUAUAUUGCUUCACAUCAAGGACUACAGCUUGAUCUGUUUUCAGAGAAUGAAACAGUGCAUUUCUAAACAUGGUAAUUGCACCUUGACUUUGCUGAUGAUUAAACCCUGUUUUGAAACAUAUGCCUGAUUGUAUAAGUGACCUAUGGUUUUUGUGAAGAGCUAGUUGGGACCGUGAGGUACAUCCUUUUAAACUCCAUGCCUGAUAUGAAUAGUACUCUAAAGUAUUAGGGUAAAAAUAAUCUAUUCAAAUACAUUUUUUGAUAUAAAAAGAAACCCCCCCCCAACCACCUUACUAUAUACUGAAUACUAAAAUGUAUAGAAGAUACUUGAAGUUGCUUUUGAUAUUAAACGUUUAAUUUUUUUCAUUAUUAACUGGAAUCUGUUGACUUAACCAGCAAUGAAAACUCGCAUUUAUUCUCUAUCACAAAAGAAAAAAUAUUGUACUGUGUGUAUAUACAUAUAUAAUGUCUAUCAAAUGAAAUAAAAAAAAAAAGAA
Messenger RNA from Manacus vitellinus (golden-collared manakin), 1982 nucleotides. It is a transcript of the gene MSANTD1, whose product is annotated as Myb/SANT DNA binding domain containing 1. NCBI's taxonomy places the organism in Eukaryota, Metazoa, Chordata, Aves, Passeriformes, Pipridae. Gene Ontology annotation, biological process: positive regulation of DNA-templated transcription. The record is from RefSeq and is a predicted model, not a curated record. Gene Ontology annotation, cellular component: nuclear body.